This is a messenger RNA of Vicia villosa (hairy vetch), 2410 nucleotides long. RefSeq lists its product as uncharacterized. Bases 50 to 2314 code for a protein of 754 amino acids. The transcript is spliced from 10 exons. NCBI's taxonomy places the organism in Eukaryota, Viridiplantae, Streptophyta, Magnoliopsida, Fabales, Fabaceae. The record is from RefSeq and is a predicted model, not a curated record. Gene Ontology annotation, biological process: protein import into nucleus. Gene Ontology annotation, molecular function: nuclear import signal receptor activity. Gene Ontology annotation, cellular component: cytoplasm; nucleus.
AUCACAGUCACACCAAAACCCUUAACCCAAUUGCACUCUUAUUCUCCCAAUGGAACCUAAUUUCCCUCUUGAGUUACAAUCAGAAUCCUUCAAAAUCCUCAGCUCCAACGAGGAAACUGCAAUGGAAACUCUCUUCUCGCACCUCUACGAUCCUCAACAACAACAAAACCGAUCUCAAGCUCUCACGUUCCUCCAAUGCUGCAAACACCACCACCCCGAUCUCCUCAUGAUCAAACUCUUCUUCCUCCUUACCUCCAGCCCCGAAACCCCCACGCGCACCAACGCCGCACGCACUCUUCUUUCUGUCCAACCCGCUGAGCUUUGGCCCAAACUCCGCCCUCAGGCCCAAACUCGUCUUCUGGCCCAUUUCAUUAACUAUCUCACCGAAGAGACUUCAAUCCACGUCCUUAGACUCGCGUCAACUAUCCUCUCACAAACCGUUUCGGUUAUAUACAAAUCUCAACAACACUGGAACGAUAUCAUCGAGUUUCUUUACUCCUCCGUUAAUUCAAACGACGAAAAGCUUAUAGAAUUCUCUCUUUUAGUGUUCUCCUCACUCUCCAACGAGUGUCGUUUAAGCCUCUCGAAUUCGCUUAACGACCGCGUUCGUGUGCUUCACUCGACGUUUUUGGCCUCUCUUGGUUCACGUAACCCUGACGUGCAGGUUGCAGCGUUUGCGGCGGUGGUGAACUUGAUUUGUUUGUUUUCGGAUAAUCAGCUUUUUCACGAAGUUUUGAGAGCGAUGAUGGUUGCGCUGUUUGCACUGUUGCAUGGCUUCGAGAGAAGCUAUUUCAAAAGUGCUUUCGCUGAGUUGGUUAAGCUUGUUUCUGCUGAGCCUGUUUUGUUGAAGCCUUAUAUGAGUGAUAUGGUGCUUGAUGCGCUUCAGAUUGCGGAAAAUUGCGGCGUUUGCGAAGAGACGCGGCGGUUGGCUUUUGAAUUGGUGCUUGCCAUGGCGGAGUUGAAGGAAAGCGAGCCGGUGCUGGCGAGUCUUCCGCAUGAAAUGGUUGUUAGGUUGUUUAUUGUUCCGAUGAAGACUUUGGUUCUAUAUGUUAAAGAGGACGGUGACGAUAACGGUACUGAUCGUGGUAUGGGAGAUGAAAAAGAAAAAGGUGCAGAUCCUGAGAAUGAAAAGAUGGAUGAUGCGUAUGAAUUUGUAACCAAGUGUUUGAAGAAGCUUUGUGUUGCGUUUGGAGGAACCAAAGUUGUGAGUGUUGCUCAUGAACUGUUGAAGAAUUAUUACUUGGAUUCAACGGACUGGAAAAUGCGACAGGCAGGGAUUACACUGCUCAGUGAGAUUGCCAAAGAGUUCUCAGAUGAAAUGGUUUUGAAGGAUAAUUUUCUAGAAGAAAUUGUAACCAGAAUUUUGAAGUUAUGCCAAGACUCUCAUGUUCAAGUUCGGUUGGCAGCUUUUACUUUGAUGGAGAUGCCUAUGAUUUUUGUCCAAGCGAUUCAAAUUCUAUAUCAUCAUAGGUUUGUGCAUGCUUUUUCCAUUGCACUUAGUGAUGGAGACAACAAAGUGAAGGAACAAGCUGCCUCAGCAAUGUUAUACUUUCUGAAGAACACUCUUCCAGAAAGCUUAUCAUUAUACCGAAAUGUGGAUACUUUAAUGAACAAAAUGUUAUCAUUGAUUCAGGAUAAAGGAAAUGCUAAGCAAAGAAGGAUUGUUUUGUCAGCUUUUAACAUAGUUGCACAACGUUGUCAUGAAGUAGCUCACAAGUAUUUUGCGAAUUAUCUUCCUAUCUUAUUGGAAGCAUGCAGUGACAAAAACUCUGAAAUCAAAGAGGAGGCAGCAAGGGGAAUUCGAAUUUAUGCUGAGUUUGGAACACCCAAUUUCAAGCCUUUUAUCAACAUGAUAUUGUCAGAACUCAGUAAACUAAUGAAAGAUCGCAAUGCAUCUAAUUCCUCCGAGAAUGCAACAUGCGAUGUUGCAGUUUCUGCUCUAGGAAGAAUCUGUGAAUUCCAUCGUGAUAGCAUUGACGGAUCCACGGCUGUUCCUGCCUGGUUAAGUUUCUUACCUCUUAAAAAUGAUUUGGAUGAAGCCAAAAUUAUGCAUGAACAGCUCUGUUUGAUGGUUGCAAGAUUAGAUAAGGAUCUUUUAGGAGCUGGUAAUCAAAAUCUUGUUAAGAUCAUUACUGUGUUUCUCGAAGUUAUUGAAAAGGGUGACAAUUUGGCUUCAGAAGAAACAAUCAACCAGAUUAAUAGUUUGCUGAGACAGCUUGCGCAGAACAUUCCUCCAAAUACGUUUGAGACAAUUCUUCUGUCUCUGAGUGCUCAACAACGGGACUUACUAUUGCCAUUUCUAUCAUCAUUCUAGUAGUACCAAUGUAUGUAUGUCUACACACCUAUAGAGCUUGUGUUUGUUACUUUACUGAGAUUUAGAAGCCCCGAGAUAAAUGUUGUUUGUAUGUUA